This is a messenger RNA of Paramecium primaurelia, 287 nucleotides long. Lineage: Eukaryota; Ciliophora; Oligohymenophorea; Peniculida; Parameciidae. The record is from the annotation of a GenBank genome assembly.
AUGCUUAGAAAAGUCUUCUUUAAAUUUUCAUAAGAUAUCGAAAAAGUUAUGGCUGAUAAACUUACUUAAGUAUUAAAAGCAACAAAAGUAGAAGUUAUUGACACAUCUGGAGGAUGUAAUCAAUUAAUUAAAUUUGUCUAGGUGGCUCUAUGUAUAGAUUGGAAAUUGAAUCACCUGAAUUUCAAGGUAAAUCAAAGGUUAAAUAACAUUAAAUGGUUGUAGAAGCUUUAAAAAAUGAAUUAGUUGGUGCUCAUGGAUAUACAAUUAAAACUAAUAUUCCCAAAUGA